CGGGUGGGAAAGCCCUUCGCGUCCGCCAUUUUGGCUGCCUCUGUCGGUCCGUUCAGUUACCACGUGAACCGCCGACGGAGACCCGUGGUGGGUGGGGGGGAAGCGGCGGCCGCGUAAAGUGAGAAAGGGAAAAAGACAACGAAGGGGAAAGGGGUGUCGCGGCUGGGCGGCGCGGUGACACCCGAGGCCCGGUCGCGGCGGUGGAUCGGGGCAUUCAGGGCUGCAGCCCCCAGGGAACGGCGGCGGUCGGACAAACACACUGACCGAGCCGGGCGGUGGCGGGAGCAGCGGGAGGAGCCGGAACGAUGCCGGCCGUGAGCCUCCCGCCCAAGGAGAACGCGCUCUUCAAGCGGAUCUUGAGAUGUUAUGAGCAUAAACAGUAUAGAAAUGGGUUGAAAUUCUGUAAACAAAUCCUCUCUAAUCCCAAAUUUGCAGAGCAUGGAGAAACUCUGGCUAUGAAAGGAUUAACAUUGAACUGUUUGGGUAAAAAGGAAGAAGCUUAUGAAUUGGUUCGUAGAGGUUUGAGAAAUGACUUGAAGAGUCAUGUGUGUUGGCAUGUUUAUGGCCUUCUCCAGAGGUCAGACAAGAAAUAUGAUGAAGCCAUUAAGUGUUACAGAAAUGCGCUAAAAUGGGAUAAAGACAAUCUUCAAAUCUUAAGGGACCUUUCUUUACUACAGAUUCAAAUGCGAGAUCUUGAGGGUUACAGGGAAACAAGAUAUCAAUUACUUCAGCUUCGACCUGCCCAGAGAGCAUCAUGGAUUGGUUACGCUAUUGCUUACCACUUAUUAGAAGAUUAUGAAAUGGCAGCAAAGAUUUUAGAAGAGUUUAGGAAAACACAACAGACAUCCCCUGAUAAAGUGGAUUAUGAAUAUAGUGAACUCCUUUUAUAUCAGAAUCAAGUUCUUCGGGAAGCAGGUCUCUAUAGAGAAGCCCUGGAACACCUUUGUACCUAUGAAAAGCAGAUUUGUGAUAAACUUGCUGUAGAAGAAACCAAAGGGGAACUUCUGUUGCAAUUAUGUCGCUUGGAAGAUGCAGCUGAUGUGUAUAGAGGAUUACAGGAGAGAAAUCCUGAAAACUGGGCCUAUUACAAAGGCCUGGAAAAGGCACUCAAUCCAGCUAGUAUGUUAGAACGACUAAAAAUUUAUGAGGAGGCCUGGACUAAGUAUCCCAGGGGACUGGUGCCAAGAAGACUGCCAUUAAACUUUUUAUGUGGUGAGAAGUUUAAGGAAUGUUUGGAUAAGUUCUUAAGGAUGAACUUCAGCAAGGGUUGUCCACCAGUCUUCAAUACUUUGAGGUCAUUAUACAAAGAUAAAGAAAAGGUGGCAAUCAUAGAAGAAUUAGUAGUAGGUUAUGAAACCUCUCUAAAAAGCUGCCGGUUAUUUAACCCCAAUGAUGAUGGAAAAGAGGAACCGCCAACCACAUUACUUUGGGUUCAGUACUACUUGGCACAACAUUAUGACAAAAUUGGUCAGCCAUGUAUCGCUCUUGAAUACAUAAAUACCGCUAUUGAAAGUACACCUACAUUGAUAGAACUCUUUCUUGUGAAAGCUAAAAUCUAUAAGCAUGCUGGGAAUAUUAAAGAAGCUGCGAGAUGGAUGGAUGAGGCCCAGGCUUUGGACACAGCAGACAGAUUUAUCAACUCCAAGUGUGCAAAAUAUAUGCUAAAAGCCAAUCUGAUAAAGGAGGCUGAAGAAAUGUGCUCCAAGUUUACAAGGGAAGGAACAUCAGCGGUAGAGAAUUUGAAUGAAAUGCAGUGCAUGUGGUUCCAGACAGAAUGUGCCCAGGCUUAUAAGACAAUGAAUAAAUUUGGUGAAGCGCUUAAGAAAUGUCAUGAAAUUGAGAGACAUUUUAUAGAAAUCACUGAUGACCAGUUUGACUUUCAUACAUACUGCAUGAGGAAGAUUACCCUUAGAUCAUAUGUGGACUUAUUAAAAUUAGAAGAUGUACUUCGACAGCAUCCAUUUUACUUCAAGGCAGCAAGAAUUGCUAUAGAGAUCUACUUGAAGCUUCAUGACAACCCCCUUACAGAUGAGAAUAAAGAACGUGAAGCUGAUACAGCAAACAUGUCUGACAAAGAACUAAAGAAACUACGUAAUAAACAAAGAAGAGCUCAAAAGAAAGCCCAGCUAGAGGAAGAGAAAAAAAAUGCAGAAAAAGAAAAGCAGCAGAGAAAUCAGAAAAAAAAGAAGGAUGAUGAUGAUGAGGAAAUUGGAGGUCCAAAAGAAGAACUUAUCCCUGAGAAACUGGCCAAGGUUGAAACUCCAUUGGAAGAAGCUAUUAAAUUUUUAACACCGUUGAAGAACUUGGUGAAGAACAAGAUAGAAACUCAUCUUUUUGCCUUUGAGAUUUACUUUAGGAAAGAAAAAUUUCUUUUGAUGCUUCAAUCAGUAAAGAGGGCAUUUGCUAUUGAUUCUAGUCAUCCCUGGCUUCAUGAGUGUAUGAUUCGACUCUUUAGUACAGCAGUGUGUGACAGUAAAGAUUUACCUGAUGCAGUUAGAACAGUAUUAAAACAAGAAAUGAAUCGUCUUUUUGGAGCAACGAAUCCAAAGAAUUUUAAUGAAACUUUUCUGAAAAGGAAUUCUGAUUCAUUGCCACACAGAUUAUCAGCUGCCAAAAUGGUAUAUUAUUUAGAUCCUUCUAGUCAGAAGCGAGCUAUAGAGUUGGCAACAACACUUGAUGAAUCCCUCACUAACAGAAACCUCCAGACCUGUAUGGAGGUAUUAGAAGCCUUGUGUGACGGUAGCCUAGGAGACUGUAAAGAAGCUGCUGAAGUUUAUAGAGCAAAUUGUCAUAAGCUUUUCCCUUAUGCUUUGGCUUUUAUGCCUCCUGGAUAUGAAGAGGAUAUGAAGAUCACAGUUAAUGGAGAUAGUUCUGCAGAAACUGAAGAACUGGCCAAUGAAAUUUGAACAUCAUUAAACAAGCAAAUGGAAUGACUUUGGACCAUAUCUAGUAUAUAAUAUUUUUGUCACGCACCUGCUGCAUUGCUCUGACUUAAACAGAAUGAGAAGAGUAAAUGUUCUUGCCUUCAAAUAGUGUUUUAAGUUUUUUAUCCUGCUGAGAAAGUAUAUAUAAAAUACCUAACAUAUUACAGGAUAUAGGUUCAGUUUCUUAAAAAAUUAAAAGCUGCUAAAAUUGAGGGGUUAAAAAAAAGAGACCUAUCUUCUUCCUACCUACCUACCCAUGUUUUUAAACUAAUUUAUAUAAAAUCUGGAGGCUGUUACAGCUAACAAAGCAGGUGUGUGGCAGAAAUAUUACUUUAAAUUUGUCUUGUGAGAUUUUACUAUAUCUCAGACAGCAUAAAUGCUGUUUUAGCACUGGAUUCUUUCACUGAGCACAAAGAGUUGUUGGGGCUUUAGCAUCUGACUGGUUUUGUUAUGGGGUUGAUUCUGGCCAUAGGAAGUAUGCAAAUGUGAAUCACUAUUUACAGAGAAACCUACAACAGAUGCUUGAUGUUGUAGAAGCUGGGACAUAGAGAUACCAAGCAGAAUUCUAAGAAACCUAGAGGGUGUUCAAAACGCGUGUGUUUCCAAAAUUCACUGUACAUGAUCAGUUUGGCGUUCUUGUACCACAGUUUUUUUAACUGAAGAUACCAGUUGGAACAAUCAAUUUUAACUAAAACUUGAAGAACUAAAAUAACAAUGCAAACCUUUCAGCAUUGUUUUGGCCAAACUUGUUAAAACUGUAAUGCAAGAACCAAAUGCACUGUGAUAAUGGCACCAACUAAUUAGCAAGCAUGAAUUUUUUCACCCAGAGUGAAAAAAGGAAAUCUACCAUGGCUUGAAGUAAAAGAGCAGAACUCCUGACUACCAUUCUAUGACUGAUCAAGAGACUAAUAGUUAAAAAACCUCAGCAGGCCUUGUUCACGAUAUGCAGAAAAAAAGUGCUGCAGUUUAGAUACCUCUGGAAUUUUUCCACAGUGUCACAGGUUUGUAAUACUUGAAGCCCUACAUUUCUAAGAAUAUAUUUCUUGCUCAGUUGUUUCAGGCAAGCCCAAGACUUUGUAAUUUUUAAAGGGCCCAAGAUUUUUUUUUUCAAUAACAGACCAGCUUCUUUUUCCUGCAGUUACAGAUGUAAUUUCCUUUUUGUUGUCAAAAUGAGGUACCAAAUAUGAUGCAAUAAAUUGUUUUGAAAAACAGUUGUGUGAAUAUUUCAACUAAUCUGUGUUGGGCUUCUGUGAAAAUAUACAGGUGGAAACGGAGGUUGCAAGCCAGAGGCGCUGUAGUAUGCUGGAAGGCUAGUGCAGUUGGGGGCUCUGCAGAAUGGUCUAGUGCUGGUGUCAGGGAGUUCCGCAGUGCAGGUGCAGGGCCACUCCAGCAGACUUCACUCAGGGCUGGGAUGGCUGCAGGUACUAUGAAUGUAAUUUGUAAUUAAUAAUUUGAAAGGAAAACAACUAUUAUUUUGAUUAAGGAAGUGAGCCUUAAUAUGUUAAAUCUAUACACUGAGAACCAGCCUCUGGCUCAGGGUUCUCACUGUAUUUGCAAGAUCUGAACAAAUAAGAUUAAGUGAAUCAGGUGUAUGUGUAAUUGGCCUUUUUUCGGUACCGUUAUGGGAAGUAUAUUCUAAAGGGAAUUUUUAGGAGACCCGAUCUUUCCACUGAUUGGACAGCUGUGCUAAACUCAACCUUUCAUAGUACAUUCCUGCAUUCCACAUCCCAGUCUAAUAAUUCAGUGAUGUAAAGAAAAGUACAAACUGAACUUGAGUGCUUUGUUAUGUUUUAUUAACUGGCCUUGUCUCAGGAACAUCUUAGCAGAUGGCAAAAACGCCAACAUUUUUUUCAACUGUGAGUGGCAGCUGAAGUUCUUACUCUUGGGAAAGAACACUAGUGCUACCUCUGCCACUAAUGAGGUGAUUGGAGGAGGCAUCAGCCAUAUGAUAGGGGGUGUAUGUGUGAAUUAUGUUUAAAUUCUACUGUAUAUUGAAAUGGAAUUAUAUUUGUUUCGACAAUGUUGAAAUGAUGUAGAUUGUCUUAGAAUGAAUAUUCAUAAGUACUCAACUCUCGAUGCAGAUGCCACCGGUGAGGAGUUAAAUUCCUAAUACAUAUAUUGUAAUUCCAACCCAGUUUUACUGGAACUAUUGAAUAAAUAUUUUAUUUUCUUUCAGGUUUA
Messenger RNA from Myotis davidii, 5105 nucleotides. It is a transcript of the gene NAA15, whose product is annotated as N(alpha)-acetyltransferase 15, NatA auxiliary subunit. Gene Ontology annotation, biological process: N-terminal peptidyl-methionine acetylation. Gene Ontology annotation, molecular function: protein binding; protein-N-terminal amino-acid acetyltransferase activity. Gene Ontology annotation, cellular component: cytoplasm; NatA complex. The transcript is spliced from 20 exons. The record is from RefSeq and is a predicted model, not a curated record. NCBI's taxonomy places the organism in Eukaryota, Metazoa, Chordata, Mammalia, Chiroptera, Vespertilionidae. The coding region runs from base 306 to 2906 and encodes 866 amino acids.